AUGGUGGAUAUCAUAAACUAGUGUCAUACGAGACUAGUUGGAGGCCAUCACGGAGGGAACCGAACGACAAGAAAGGUGCUCCAGUCAGGAUUCUAUUGGCCGAUCCUUUUCUGGGAUGCCUACAAUUUUGUGCGUCAUUGUGACAUAUGCCAAAGGACAGGUAAUGCUUCUAACCAAAAAGAGAUGCCCAAAACGAUUUCUAUCACUUGUGCGAUCUUUGAUGUUUGGGGCAUCGAUUUUAUGGGUCCUUUACCCUCGUCUUUUGGUAACAAGUACAUUCUUGUUGUCGUAGACUAUGUCUCGAGCUGGGUCGAGGCUCAAGCUCUCGCCACCAAUGAUGCAAGACGAGUCUGUGGUUUCCUGAAAAAAGCCAUUUUCAUGGUUCGGGACCCGAGGACCAUUGUUAGCAACCGUGGAACCCAUUUUCAGGGACAAUUCGAAAAACUCCUCGAUCGCUACGGCAUCACCCACCGGGUGUCCAUGGUCUAUUAUCCCCAAACUAGUGGACAAGUCGAGUUAUCAAAUAGGGAACUGAAAUGGAUACUAGAAAAGAUCAUGGAUCAAUCCUGCAAGGAUUGGUCCUCAAAACUCGAUGAUGCUCUAUGGGCAUACCGCACGGCCUACAAAACCCCAAUAGGCAUCUCGCCUUACCUUUUGGUGUAUGGCAAAGCAUGCCACUUGCCCGUAGAGAUAGAGCAUAUGGCUUUCUAGGCCACAAAGCUUUUGAAUAUGGACCCUAGUUUAUGUGGCAAUGAACAAAAGCUGCAGGUGCUUGAAAUGAAGGAAUGGCGUCUCCAAGCCUAUUAGAACACCCAGAUUUACAAGGAAAAGAUGAAGCGCUUGCACGAUGCUCGUCUGAAAGGAGGGAAGGAUUUCCAGCCGGGAGACCAGGUUCUCUUGUAUAACUCCCGGUUGAAAUUAUUCUCAGGGAAGAUAAGGUCGAAAUGGUCGGGCCCGUUUGUGGGAACGCAAGUGUUCACAUACGGGGUGGUUGAGAUCUACCACCCGGAGGAAGGAAAUUUCAAUGUGAAUGGACACCUCCUGAAACAUUACCUUGGAGGAUAGGUAAUGCCGCACAAAAAGGUGGUGUUCCUGCAAGAUGCAUGACCUGGAGUCUCCGUCUAGCUUAAGACGUUAAAGAAGCUCUUGUUGGGACUCAAUGGAAGUUAGCAAGUUUGCCCUACCACUACUACUAUUGUAUUGUGUUUGUAAUAACCUCGCCUCGAGCAAUUCGUAUUGUGUUUGUCUGUGUUUGUUUUUUUCUUUUCUUCGAAGCUCCAAAUCUCCUACCCCAGAAACAAUUCCAACUUUCACUCACCAAGCAAAGCGGUAACGUCGUUCUACCCCUAUCUUACGCCAUUGAGGGCAAUGUCAAGCAUAAGUGUGUGUGUGAGGGGGGGGGGGGGGGGUAGUCUACUUUUAUGCUUGGGUGAGUGUGCUUAAAAAAUGGAGCCUUGAUUU
This is a messenger RNA of Linum trigynum, 1461 nucleotides long. NCBI's taxonomy places the organism in Eukaryota, Viridiplantae, Streptophyta, Magnoliopsida, Malpighiales, Linaceae. The record is from the annotation of a GenBank genome assembly.